CAUUCAUUGUCCACUAUUACGCUCAAUCACACUCCAGUCCAGACGGUGGCAGUAAUGCACUCAACAUCUGGUUUGCACACUUCGGAACGAACAAAAAGGGGGUAAUAAGAAGAACUCGGUAGUAGUGGCUGCGGUUCCGUGAAAGGACGUCUUUGUUUCGCGCAGAGGAAUGGCUUCUCUUAAUGUUGGGUCGACAUACUCAAAUUAUACAGACUUUAAUAAUGCGGUCACCGCAUUCGAAAAUGAGAAUUUUGUCCAGUUUUACCGCCGCGACGCAAGAACAAUUGAAAAAGUCAAACGAUUAAAUCCAAGGCACCAUUACAAUCCUGAGUUGAAGUAUGUGAACAUACAUCUGACUUGUAUACACGGUGGCAGAAAUUUCUUAUCACAUUCUAAAGGAGUGCGUCCGAAAACGAGAUCCCAGUGUUCGGUGGAGCUGCGGAGCCUCUGAUGGGCCACCCCCUGUCGGCAGGCUCCUUCCACGGGCAGGAUGGGCUGGGGGACGCCCCUGACCCAGAUGCCCCGGGCCUGGAGCUGCUGCAGACAGAAGGGGCUGUGGAAGCCAUCAUCAGGCUGGUCAAUGAGAACCCUGGAGAGGUGUGCCUGGUAGCUAUGGCCCCGUUGACCAACCUGGCCCUUGCAGUGAAGAUUGACCCCACCCUCCCUCAGAAACUCAAAGGUCUCUUCAUCAUGGGAGGCAACACUGACUGUAAGGGCUUUGUGUCUAUUCAGGGGCGAAGGGUAGAGCAGAACCACUGUGUUUCUGCAGUUGGGGGCAAGUGCUGA
Molecule: messenger RNA, 786 nt
Organism: Salvelinus sp. IW2-2015
Lineage: Eukaryota; Metazoa; Chordata; Actinopteri; Salmoniformes; Salmonidae
Molecular function (GO): hydrolase activity, hydrolyzing N-glycosyl compounds
Source: RefSeq, a predicted model, not a curated record